AUGAGUCACAAGUAUAUCUUCAAGUACAUCAUCAUCGGCGACAUGAGCGUCGGAAAGAGCUGUCUCAUGCACCUGUUCACGGAGCAGCGGUACCGCAAGGACCUUCCGCACACUAUCGGUGUCGACUUCGGCACCACGGUCGUCGACAUCAACGGUGAGCUCGUGAAGCUGCAGAUGUGGGACACCGCCGGGCAAGAACGCUUUCGCUCUGUCACGCGAGGCUACUACCGCGGCGCAGCUGGCGCACUCCUUGUGUAUGACAUUAGCCGGCGAUCGACGUACGCCCACAUAGGCACUUGGCUGACCGAUGCUCGCGCGAACACGGGGCCCGAGACGGUCUUCAUUCUCGUAGGCAACAAGUCUGACCUGGAGGAGGAGCGAGAGGUGUCGUACGAGGAGGCGGCUCAGUUCGCAGCGGAGCACAAUCUGCUUUUUGUGGAGUGCAGCUCGCUAAACGGCAACAACGUUGAGGAGGUCUUCCUGUCUACGGCGCGCCGCAUUCACGAGAAGGUGAAGAGCGGUGUGAUGAGCCCGGUCGAUCCGGAGAGUGGCGUGCAGCUGCACACGGCCGCCAUUCCCACCUCGACCGCUAACAGCGGCCAGACUGGGGGUCCAGUGGACUUGAAGGCCGGCACGAGUGGCGGCGUUGCUGCGGCGGCAGAGUCGAGCUGCUGCUAG
Molecule: messenger RNA, 678 nt
Organism: Leishmania major strain Friedlin
Lineage: Eukaryota; Euglenozoa; Kinetoplastea; Trypanosomatida; Trypanosomatidae
Product: putative ras-related protein rab-14
Exons: 1
Coding region: 1-678 (225 amino acids)
Cellular component (GO): Golgi apparatus
Molecular function (GO): GTP binding; GTPase activity
Source: RefSeq, a predicted model, not a curated record